Pomacea canaliculata is the source of this 6198-nucleotide messenger RNA. Its product is annotated as band 4.1-like protein 1. The transcript has 14 exons. The record is from RefSeq and is a predicted model, not a curated record. Gene Ontology annotation, molecular function: cytoskeletal protein binding. NCBI's taxonomy places the organism in Eukaryota, Metazoa, Mollusca, Gastropoda, Architaenioglossa, Ampullariidae. Bases 381 to 1955 code for a protein of 524 amino acids. Gene Ontology annotation, cellular component: cytoskeleton; plasma membrane.
GGUUGGAAGAGUUGCCUCCCGCUACACUCUCCUGUCGUUGAGUGUCCAGAGAGUCGCUGUGACGUCGACAGGUGAGAUUCACGGAAGUGACUAUCCAUCCAUUCCUACCCGCGGUAAACAUUUUCGCAGUGCCUUCAUUUGGAGAAUCAGCGGUGAGAGACGAGGCCAGAUAUAGUGCUGAAGUUUUACUCAAGUUUCCACAAUGGGAGAUAGUCCUCCCCCAGAGUCAGGUGCACCAAAAUUUGUGCGCUUCAGUGUCAGGUGCAAGACAACAGCCUCCACAAACACCACAGGCCCAAACGCCACCACCGCAGAAACGGGGACUGACAAGGAAGUCACGCCCAGUAAUCUGCAGAGUGCUGCUGCUUGAUGGAGAAGUCAUGGAAACCAGCAUUCAUAAAAAAGCUUUGGGAAGUGUUCUCUAUGAAAGAGUGUGUGAUCACCUUGAUCUGCUUGAGAAGGAGUUCUUUGGUCUGACUUACAGAGAUCCACUGGAUGGCACUCUGUAUUGGCUGGACGUGAACAAGACGGUUUCACAUCAAAAAAGAAGAGGAAAAUGGGAAUUUGAGUUUGGAGUGAGGUUCUUUCCGCCAGACCCCACAGUCAUGAAAGAAAGUUUGUCACGCUACCUGGUGUGUCUUCAGAUCAGGAAAGACAUUGCCUCGGGAAAGUUGCCGUGCACAUUUGCCACGCAGGCUGUGUUGGGCUCGUUUAUAGUGCAGGCUGAUCUGGGAGACUGGGAGCCUGAAGAGCAUGGUGAAGGAAUAGGCUACAUCCGCGACAUUCCUUUUGCCCCAGAUCAGUCAGUGGAGCUCCUUGAAAAGAUAGCUGAGCUUCACAAAGACCGAAAGGGAAUGACUCCAGAAGAAGCAGAGUUGCAGUAUCUAGAGUAUGCCAAGAAGAUUGCACUGUAUGGAAUCCACCUGCACCAAGCCAAGGAUUCAGACUAUGUAGACAUCCAGAUUGGAAUCGGAGCAUCAGGCAUCUCAGUUUACCGUGAAAAUCUGCGCAUCAAUCGCUUUGUUUGGCCAAAAGUGUUGAAAAUUUCAUACCGCAGAAACAAGUUCCUUCUAAGAAUUAGACCAGGAGAAUUUGAGACAUUUGAAAGCUGGAUUGUUUUUAAACUGCCUUCUAACAAGCUGGCGAAACGUCUGUGGAAACAGGCCGUAGAGCACCAUGCUUUUCUCAGGCUUCGAGAAGCAUCAGAAGCCAGGAGAGGUAUUUUACCAAGAUUUGGCUCCAAGUACCGCUACUCUGGACGCACGUUAUACGAAGCACGAGUUAACACUGCAGAUCGACAGCAACCGUUUUUUGAACGCACAGCCAGCAAACAGUACCUCAACAACAACCCGUCUCGAAGCAUGGACGAAUUGCCAACUAAACGGCCCAAUCAGCUACCACCUCACAGGGACCCCAAUCUCAGCAUCACUAGUGCCGAUGAAUCCUUUGACACCUACACUAUUGACUCACCCACAGAGCGGGCUGUGGAAAACAGCCGCAUCAUUCACUCUCGCAUAAAUGAGGAAGAUGAGUCAAGGGAUUUACAUCUGCCUGACAGGAACACUUUCUUAGGAGAGGACAAUCAUGUGACUCGUGAGGAAACUGUGAUUCGCCAAGAAGGGGACAGAGUUGUGACAGAGAUCAAAGUAGAACACAGGUUUGUGCGUAGGGAGGUACAGAAGGAGGAUGAUAUUACUGAGAGACUGCCUUCCCCACCUGAAGAAGACCCUGGUAAAAAGCGCAAAGCAGAGAAGCGGGGGGUUCCAACGGCUUUGGCUGCUGUACUUUCUUCAUCAGGCCCUUCUGCCAAGGUUCAUGGGGAAAAUGGUCCAAGAGGUAGUUCGGACUCGGAGAAUGACGCAAAAUCCAAACCAGCACCAAAGCAGAAGCCACCUAAAGCACCAAAACCUGACGUCAAAAAGAAACCCACAGUAGUACGAGAGAUGGACCUUUGAGGAUAUCCAAUGGAACAAAGAGGAAAAGCGCUGUUGCACCUGAUGCCUGCUUUAGCCAACAUACAUUCAGGGAUUAAAAUCAUCUGAACUGUAUAGUCUGCAUUCUGGUGGCUGAAAAACUGGAGUGCUUACAGAAAUUUCACAAAAUCUGAAUCUGUUGAACAGUGGCUUUUAAGUGUGGCAAGCUUGCUGCUGAGCGCACAAUCAGGGAGCCAUAACCCAAGUCUUUUUAUGUAUGAUAGCAUUUAGACCAUCUGUUCAGAAUGAUAAACAAAUUAAAAACAAUAUUCUACCUUAGGAAAUAUUGUAGGUCAUUUUUAUUGACAAAAGGUUAAAAACAACAACUUUGUUUUGGUAAAAUCUCUUUUUAUGCAGAGUCUUUUUAAAAGGAUUGUAUGCGGUUCUAUUUUAAUACAAUGAUUCACUUUAUAACACAAGUUUCAUUUGUCCUUCCUGCUGGAAAGUGCAUCAGUUGUGUGGUUUUUAUGCCGACAGUCACUUAAACAGUAGUUUGCCUUUAUGUUAAAAGUUCUUAACAUUUAGCCUGCCGUUUAUACUUUGCUCCCUUGAAACAAUAAACAUGAAACAUGUAGCCUGACAUGCACAUGAGAUGUGCAUUAUCAAGUUUCCGCUUGAAUUGUGACAUCCUCAUAUUCAGGGUGGGAAAAAAACUGUUGCUACUCCCCAGCCACCCAGUCAAGAGCAACAACAACAGCAAAAAAGCAGGAAACUCAUUGCUUUUAUUUUUGCUGAUGAAACAUUUUAAAUUGAAGAACUGGCAUAAUGUGUGGGGUAAAAUGUGAAUGAAAACAAUUCAAGAAUGUGUACAGAUGUGGGUAAGCAUGUAUCACAUGUUACUAUGUAUCAUCUGUAACAACUAUCUAAUAUCAUUGCUACGUGUUAGCAUGUGUCUAACAUCAUUAUUACAUACAUAUCAUUGUAACAUAUCAACAUUCCUGUCCAUGCACUUUCACCAUUUUUAUAAGGACGUACCAACUUCAAGCUGCUGUUUGUUUGGUAGUCUGUGAAGCAAAUAUUUUAAUCAGCAUCUCCUUAUAAACUUUGGAGUGCAGUAUUUUUAUACUAGACUGUGUUUUUAAUUGGGCAGCAAAUUGCAGAAAUGUAAUCUCUUAAGUUUUUUCUCAUUCUCUAAAUAUAUUCUAUGUGUGCUGUCCUUCCCAGUUCAUCCCAUUCUGAUGUUCUUAGCGGCAUUUGCAAAAUAAGAUUUUCAAACAAAAUUGUUACCUGUACGUUAUGCCAGAUGCUGCACAGAGAUUCUCAGCAGCUGAUUAAUCAACAGCAUUGGAUGUAAGCCUGUAGCCAGCAAGAAAUUCAAGUAAACUGAACAGGAUUUUCCAUUUCUCACAUGAUUUUAAUAAUUCUAAAUAAAGUCUUCCAAAGUCCUCACAAACAUUGUGCAUACAGCCAUGUCACUGCCUCUGGUACAACUUUUUGUGAACAUUUUUCUUUCUUUAUAGUCUUUUAGUCUUAACGAACCAAUCCAGGAGAACAAAAGGUUAUCACAGAAUCUGAAGGUAGUUGUUGUCUCUGCCAUGGAUAUGUAUAUCUCAGGUCUGCUGCCUGUUUGCCCGGACCAACUUUAGUCUCUGACAGAGCUGUUGGCUGUCAGGACUCAGUGAACCAUGUAGCUGUUUAAUAUCUGGAGCCACGAUAAAAUUCUUAAAGUCGUAGUAGAUUUGUUUUUAAUUACUCUUUUAUUCCUUUCUUAUUUGGUGAAAGUCCUCGACCUCCGCUGUCCUGUAUUUAUAGCUAAUAAACUGACCAUAACGGACCAUAAGACUUGAGCUUUUGUACCUCCGUCAACAUGAGAGGGUGGUCUGGUGGUGCCACAGUUAGCGUCUGUCACCAAUAACUGUGAGGGUUGGGUGUCCCAGGUCUUGUCUCGAUCACGCUGUUCGUUCUCUUCAUGUGACAUCUGUUUACAGGGCGGACAACCUUGCCAUGAUGUAGCUUUAGUGCUGGCUCGGCGUAAAACACCAUUAUCCCUUCCCUCCCCCUGUCAACAUGAGAGUUUGGAUUAUCUGCUCUUCUUCUUGCUGUUGAUAAACCAGAAGCAACUUUGGCCUUGUUCUCGAAGUUAAUGCAGAAAAUUUGUCAGCAAACAGUCCAGCAGAGAGAUAUGUUCAUGUUUUGUACAUUUUCUUGGGCUUAGAACAACUCAAUGUUUAACAACAUUCCAGUGUGUUGCAUGAAAUGAUGAGGCCUUAUUAUUAUAAAUGUUCCCCCUGCCCACAAAAUGUUUACAUCAGGAAUCAAACUUGUAUUUACUUGCACAGUUAAUUCAGAUAAAAUUUAUGCUGUUAGCACUUCAUGUCCAUGUAAUCAUCUUGUCAUACUUCGUCACUCUUUAUUUCUGUGUACAAUAUCAUGGAUGUCAAGUGGACUGCAGUUCUAGCGGUGUGUAUUUGUAUAAACUUAAGUAUCAAACAUUAUACCUUUGCAUUUAGAUUUCACAAAUAAAUUCAAUAAUAAUUUACCUUUUUCAAUAUAGAUGCAAUAUUUUCUUUGCUACCUACACUAUAAAGCAUCUGUUGUAGAUACAUUAUAAAUUUCAGUAUUUAAUUGCAAUUCAUUGUUUUCUAUUACUUAUUACUAGCAUGUUAUUUUCAAGGUUUGUGUAGCUUGCAUUGAGUGAAAUGUUGUAACGCUGUAGACAGGGACGGUCUAGAACUUUCAAAGCACGCUGUUGCCUGGAGUAGUCAUGAUUAGGUUAAUCAUGUUGCUUGUGUCGUCUGUACUUCUGUUUGUGGUGUAGAGGGACCUUGUGUCUUGAAUAGCCUAAGAUUUUGCUGAAUAUUGAGUCCCAGAAAUAUUCUGUUACACGUGUUUAUAUGUAUCCAUGGUAAGUCAGUUCAUGUUUUUGUAAUGUGUACUUACACUUCGUACUGGAAAGAGGAGACAUCAUAGUGGAACAGACUGGAUGAUUUACAAGUUCUAGAAACCUUCAACACAUCUGAAUGGAAAAGAAAAAGUUCGUGGCAUUAAUUUGUAAGAUGGAUUCUAGAUUUUCUACUGGUCCUUUUUUUCAUCGUCAGUUCUUGACACGGCUUGCAUUUUUGUUUUAACAUUGUGUUACUUGUUGUUGCCCGACAUGAUUGCAGCCCAGAGGUGAUGCCUGAAGUCUUCAUAGAUAUCGCAAGAAAAUGUUGCGGUUAGGUUUUUGAGUAUUUUAGUCAAUCAUUGUAUGACUGUAGCUUUGUUUAGUCAAAUAUGGUAUCAUCGUGAAAUUCCAGAGAAGUGAAACUAUAGGAGCAAAGUGGCCUGAAGAAAAGUAAACAUUUCAUUUGAGAAAUUCAUCAGGCUACAGUCUGAAUUGAAAAAUGAUGCUGAAACUGGUGCUGAUGCUGGCGCUAAGACAAUAAACCUCCAGUGACUAGGGAGAAGUGGAUUUCAAGGGCCAGUACUGUAACCAUUGGGUUCUGGAAGUCUUUUUGGCGGCCAGUUGUGCAGGCAGCUUGCAUCGUUUAUCAGCAGCAGUUUGUGUGCAUAGGAAUGAGGGCAUUGCUUGUCAUCAGUGCUGUAGAAAGUGUCUGUACAACAAGAAGUGGGUCUGUCCGAGGGCAUGUCGCGGCUUGCAGAAGCAAUUUUUACUUCCCUCGUGCGUUCUUCAGUUUGUUUGCCAGCUUCAGCUAUGGGUGUGUGUGGGUGGGUGGGUGCAAGCAUGAGGGGGGAAGGACUACAUGUAAGCAUGAUUAAUCAGUCAAGUGUGCAGAUGAAUGAUCAUACAGAUGUCAGGUUGCAUUUCCUCAUUCUUGUACAAGAAAUUAGUUUGCUUAACAAAAUUAGAAAUGUCUUCUUUGAAUUCCAUUGUGGCUUGUAUGCAAACACUGUGCACCAGUAACCCAUCAAUGACUCUUUGUUACCAUCAUCCGUGUUUACACUCUUGCAAUCUCAUUGCAGUGGUUAGAGUGACAUCAUCAUGGAGACCUUGUGCACAUCAUGCAGUAGAGUAACAUUGGGACAGGCUUUGUGCAGUCUCGUGUGGAUAGGUAGGAGGGCGAGAUAGACUGGUGGCCCGUGGAGCUGAGCUUUUUUCUACUUUCCAGACCGUUUCUCAAAAGUUCAUGCUGUAUUGAUUCUGUGAAAGAAUUUUUAGUGAAUAAUAUUUGAUGUUUAUUUGUGUUGCUGAAGACAGGGCAUCUUAAGAUCCUUGUAAAUAGAAAAAACUAUUUUUAAAUUGUAUUGGAAUUUUUAAAAAUAAAAUAAAACAUUAGCGAACAAA